Messenger RNA from Topomyia yanbarensis, 1987 nucleotides. RefSeq lists its product as uncharacterized. The transcript has a single exon. Lineage: Eukaryota; Metazoa; Arthropoda; Insecta; Diptera; Culicidae. Bases 163 to 1029 code for a protein of 288 amino acids. The record is from RefSeq and is a predicted model, not a curated record.
UUGAUCCCCGGUUGUGAAGCCGCCACGGCGAGUGGACGUGCGUUUUUUCUCCAUUUUUUCGCGGUUCCAUUGAAGAAAAAACGGAAGUGAAAAAGCGAACUUUACCCAUCGCAAAGACAAGACCAUAGAAGUGUUCAGCAAGUGUCUAGAAUAGCGGAGAAAAUGGCGUUUAAUUUCAAAGUUUUGGGAGUGUUAUGUGUGGUGGCAGUGGUGACAGCCUUACCAGCAGAAGAUACCCGCACCUCCCGGAAUGCUAUCAACACGGAGGGUGACCUGAUGGGUAGCAUCUACAAGGAUUGCCUGCAGUCAGAUUCGGUGUCCUGUGUCAAGUACAAGAUCUUCAGCUUCUUCGACAAAGUGGUGGCCAAGCGUAGUGCAUUCUCGUUGACGGAUGGAGUGACCGUUGUGAAGACUCCGGGAGUAGAAACCGAUGGUGCUCCCCGUUCCCUCAAUGGAGACGAAUCGAUUGAGCAGCUGAUCCUGUCUCGUCUGCAGAACUUCCUAUCCACUCACACCAUCAAGGUCGACCUGAAAGGAUCGGAUAUCGUGAAUGCCGUUACUUCGACCGGACGGGCUUUGGAGGAUGUCUCGGAGAACCUUUUGGAUGAUGGUGAAGACGUCACCGGUGAAGCUCGAGGCAAGAAAAAGAAGGCCGCCAAAAUCUUGGGCCCACUAUUGUUAGCUGUUGCACUGAAGGCCGCUGCUUUGUUGCCACUGUUGUUGGGAGCUAUUGCGCUGAUCGCUGGUAAGGCCCUGCUCAUCGGUAAAAUUGCCCUGGUGCUUUCCGCCAUCAUCGGUCUCAAGAAGCUGCUGUCUCAGGAAAAACACGUCACGUAUGAAGUUGUUGCCCACCCACACCAUACUAGCAGCCAUUCUACGAGCCAUGGCGAUGCCUACUCACUGGGAGGAUCGUUCGGUGGUGAUACCGGCAGCUACGGCGCCAGCUCCGGACACGGUGGCGGCGGCGGUGGUGGCUGGGGACGCGCUAUCGACGCGCAGGACCUCGCCUAUCAGGGCCAGAAACCUUAAGCAAUCACAUCACGCUUGCGCAUUUGACCUGGAAACGAUAGUCGAAACAUUAGUUACACGAAAUUCGCAACUGAUUGCAAGUGUACUCCUUAGAGGAGUUUACUCUUAAGCCCUCCCCCCCCCCUCAAGUACCGACCAAUACUCAAAUCGAUGAGUGCAUUAUUGAUGGCAUUGGUUUUGCUCUUAUUUAUUUAAAUUAAUUAGACGAUUCUGCCUUUCCGUAGUCGAUUAAAUUAUUUAAAAAAGGACUUCUCUUCUCUGCGUGCGAGUAGGCGAUAGGAGUAAUUUAAUUUAUUUAGCCAAGAACACAAGCAAACCAAGCAGGUAAAGCAGGAAAAAAAAAUCUAAAAAAAAACAGAAAUGAAACGCAUAUUGUGUGUCUAACAUCUACAGCCAAGCAAAGACUUUAAUUCAUAACUCUCUCAGUCUCACUCUCUCUCUCUCACUUCAAACAAACUUUUCUUGUUGAAAGUGUAGUCUCUCUAUUUAGCUAGUCGCUAGCAUCUACUUAUUUUAAGAACUAAACUCUCCCUAUUGUACUAUAUAAUUUCCUUCAACUACUAAGCUAUUCCUCUGCCUUUUUCGCCUUUAUCACCCAAAACCUUAUGCCUAAACCUAAACUAUUGCUAUUAUGCAGUGUGUUUAAAAUGUACUGUUUUCACUUCAUUGUGUUCCUGUAGUUAUUUCCUCUCUCAACUAAUUUAUAAAGUACACAAAAAGAAAAUAUAGCAACCAACUAAUCUAUCAACGAAAUAUAAUAAGUUCGUUUAGUAUUCGUUUCUUCUCUUAAGUCGAAACUAAUAUCCUUUCUCCUGCUAAACAUGGAACCGCGAAAACUCCAGUUCAUCCACAGGAAAAACUUUACUAACAAACUGACCUCCAUUUCGGCCUUCUUCAACAUUCUUUCCGCCCAUUCCAACAUUCUGUUCUCCCCCACUUUGCUCUAUCCUUAGCUGAC